Messenger RNA from Alternaria arbusti, 837 nucleotides. RefSeq lists its product as uncharacterized. The coding region runs from base 1 to 837 and encodes 278 amino acids. Lineage: Eukaryota; Fungi; Ascomycota; Dothideomycetes; Pleosporales; Pleosporaceae. The transcript has 2 exons. The record is from RefSeq and is a predicted model, not a curated record.
AUGCCCGAUUCAAACAGUGGCAACAAUACGCAGGGCCAGCAAGGGCCGUCUGAAGCUGAAAUUAGCGCCAUUAUGAGAAAAGCGACUACAUAUCACCUGCAAUGCAUCAUAAUCCGGUACUUCGAUCAAGGCUCCUCAGAGCGAAGCGCCAUUAUUAAAGUCCUUAACCAUCUUCAAUCGACUGUUCCUAAUAGUCCAGCCAAGGGCGGGGUACAAGACAUGGAGAGUACUAUCCACGCUAUUAACGAGCACAUUGUACUGUAUCUUAUGGCGUACUACAAUGACCAUGCGAAGGAUGUAGAGGACAUACAACUUCGUGAUAAACUUCGCGAGCUGUAUAAGGCACUGCAGAAGGCUGAGCUAGAUAUAGUGAAGCAACGAAAGCGGAUCGAUACGAAAGCGGCCAUCGAAAAACUCAAGGCGUGCACGGGUGCCGUGGCGGCAGGCAGCGACCAGGCACCAGCCAGCGACCAGGCACCAGUCACUUCUGCCGUCGCAGCUACCCCUAAUAUACCGCUACAAAGCAGCAAUAUGAUGGCAGGAGAGAAGCGCAAGUUAACCUCAUCGUCUCCAAAACAGGCAAAAUUCAGCUGGUCUUACAAGAGCAACAAAGUAGAGAAGGCUGGCUCUGAUGAGGUCACCAGGCACAGCGGGGACGUUCCCAUGGUCGAUGCUCCUCCAGAAGAAGAAGAUACAACACUAUAUGCUGCCACGGACGAGGACGAUACCAUGAUCGAUGCUACAGACGACGAGCACGCCGGAAAGAACUGCAUCGACUCUGCAGCUACCUUGCCGGACUGGAAAUGCACAGGCGAGGUUCCAGAAUCACCACAGUGA